UUAGCGGUGAACAUUUUACCGAUCUCGCACCUAUUUUCCUGGCGCUCACAAUCUCAGACAUUCUCAGUGGCAUCUCACAUGUUACUUGUUUUGUGUGUGCCAUUUUUUGAUUGUCGUUGUUUGUCCGUUUACACUUAACGUUUUCACGUACAUAAAUGAAUUGUUUCAACACGAACGACACGAGUUCUAGACAUUCUAUCAGAAGUAGGCGUGAAUGAGCUUGCCGUCUUACGAGUUCCGUUUGUUUCAAUAUCACGUGCACGAAGAUUACACUAAACGAACGCCAUCAUGUCUAAACGACGUCUUGAUAUAAUUGAUCCGUACAUCACCAAAAACAAAAAGGCUGAAGGAGGAGGACAAGUGUAUAUGAAACCUAGUGCUUCAACUCAAUUACAAACAAAUCCUUACACUAAUUUACCAUUUACUCCUAAGUAUUUUGAACUUCAUAAGAAACGAAUACAAUUGCCUGUAUUUGAGUACAAAGAUGAGUUUAUGAGUCUUUUAAAGAAUAAUCAAUGUAUUGUGCUAGUCGGUGAAACUGGUUCAGGAAAAACUACUCAAAUACCACAAUGGUGUGUAGAAUAUUCUUCGGUAUGUGGUCGCAAAGGUGUUGCAUGUACUCAACCUCGAAGAGUAGCUGCCAUGUCUGUAGCACAGCGAGUUUCUGAAGAAAUGGAUGUUUGCCUUGGUUCUGAAGUUGGUUACAGUAUACGUUUUGAGGAUUGUUCUUCAUCCAGAACACUUUUAAAAUACAUGACAGAUGGUAUGUUGCUCCGUGAAGGUAUGUCUGAUCCCAUGUUAGAAACAUAUCAAGUUAUUCUUCUAGACGAAGCUCACGAGAGAACUUUAGCUACAGAUAUAUUAAUGGGUGUUCUUAAAGAAGUUAUUAAACAGAGAAAGGAUCUUAAAUUAGUUAUUAUGUCCGCUACGUUAGAUGCUGGAAAAUUUCAACAAUAUUUUGAUAAUGCCCCACUUAUGAAUGUUCCUGGCCGCACAUUCCCUGUAGAAAUAUUUUAUACUCCAGAACCGGAACGAGAUUAUUUAGAAGCAGCAAUUCGUACAGUUAUUCAAAUCCAUAUGUGUGAAGAAGUGGCUGGAGAUAUUUUACUAUUUCUUACAGGACAGGAAGAAAUUGAAGAAGCUUGUAAAAGAAUAAAAAAAGAAAUUGACAAUUUAGGUCCAGAUGUUGGUGAAUUGAAAUGUAUUCCAUUAUAUUCUACUCUACCUCCAAAUUUACAACAAAGAAUUUUUGAGGCAGCUCCCCCAAAUAAGGCAAAUGGAGCUAUAGGACGUAAAGUAGUAGUUUCCACAAAUAUUGCUGAAACAUCUUUAACUAUUGAUGGAGUUGUAUUUGUGAUAGAUCCUGGAUUUGCUAAACAAAAAGUAUAUAAUCCUCGUAUCCGUGUUGAGUCAUUGCUCGUGUCUCCUAUUAGUAAAGCUUCUGCUCAACAAAGAGCUGGUCGUGCGGGGCGUACAAGAGCAGGAAAGUGUUUCAGGUUAUAUACUGAGAAAGCAUACAAAAAUGAAAUGCAAGAAAAUACAUAUCCUGAAAUAUUACGUUCAAAUUUAGGUUCAGUAGUAUUACAACUAAAGAAACUGGGUAUCGAUGAUUUAGUACAUUUUGAUUUUAUGGAUCCUCCAGCACCAGAAACUUUAAUGAGAGCUUUGGAGUUACUUAACUAUUUAUCAGCUCUGGAUGAUGAUGGUAAUCUUACAGAUUUGGGCAAUAUUAUGGCUGAGUUUCCUCUAGAUCCACAGUUAGCAAAGAUGUUGAUUGCUUCAUGCUCACUUAGUUGCUCUAAUGAAAUCCUUUCGAUAACAGCUAUGUUGUCAGUCCCACAAUGUUUUGUUCGACCAUCUGAAGCAAAGAAAGCAUCCGACGACUCAAAAAUGAGGUUUGCCCACAUCGAUGGGGAUCAUCUUACCUUACUCAAUAUUUAUCACGCAUUUAAACAAAAUAAUGAAGAUCCACAAUGGUGCUAUGAUAAUUUUAUUAACUAUCGAUCAUUAAAGUCUGGUGAUAACGUCCGUCAACAAUUAUCUCGUAUCAUGGACCGUUUCAAUUUAAAACGAACAUCCACAGAGUUUACUUCUAAGGACUAUUAUUUAAAUAUCCGUAAAUCUCUAACUACAGGAUUCUUUAUGCAGGUUGCGCACUUAGAACGGACUGGACAUUAUUUAACAAUAAAAGACAAUCAGACAGUCCAAUUGCAUCCCUCAACGGUGUUAGGUCAUAAACCUGAAUGGGUGAUUUACAAUGAGUUUGUAUUAACCACCAAAAAUUACAUAAGGACUGUUAGUGAAGUAAAACCGGAAUGGUUACUCAAAUAUGCUCCACAAUACUAUGAUUUACAAAAUUUUCCACAAUGUGAAGCUAAAAGACAAUUGGAAGUCAUUCAAGCAAAGCUAGAUACCAAACAAUGGCAAGAAGGUUAUUAAUAUUUUAUUCAAGAAUUUCCUUUUUAUUAAGUCCAUUACUGAAAAAAAUAUGAUGUGUAAGGUUUCUUUAAAUAAAGAAAUAUUUUUUUCUAUUCCAAUAUAAUUGAUGUAAUUUAAAUUAAAAUAAUAUGACCAACAUUUAUUUUAUGAAUGGAACAUUUUAAUUUGUACUUUUUAGAACAAAUAUUUUCUGAUUGUAAUUUAUAAAGUUAAUUUAUUUUCAGUACAAGUAUCAUAUAAUUAUAAUGAUAACGAAAAAUACUUUGUAAAUAAAAGUUGAUUGAAUUUAAAUAUA
Messenger RNA from Metopolophium dirhodum (rose-grain aphid), 2734 nucleotides. RefSeq names its product putative pre-mRNA-splicing factor ATP-dependent RNA helicase PRP1 (gene Dhx15). NCBI's taxonomy places the organism in Eukaryota, Metazoa, Arthropoda, Insecta, Hemiptera, Aphididae. The coding region runs from base 289 to 2439 and encodes 716 amino acids. The record is from RefSeq and is a predicted model, not a curated record. Gene Ontology annotation, molecular function: RNA helicase activity; RNA binding; ATP binding. Gene Ontology annotation, cellular component: spliceosomal complex; intracellular anatomical structure. The transcript has 14 exons.